AUGGGCCUUCUGAACAAAACUAGUAAUGAAAGCAUAUUGAUGUAUGAAACCGCAGCUUUGGUUUCUUCAGGUAAUGGGCUGAACCCUUUGUUUGUCUCCCCGGAACCAACCGAGAAGCCACUUUCUCUGUUGUUUGAAGAAACUGUUGGUUUAACUGAAAAGGUUGGUGAAAGAGAAAGCCAGAGCCAAGACGAAAAUAAUAGGCUAAUGAGCAAAUCAAGGGAGUUGGAUAGAGAAGUUGGGGAGUUCAAGCCCGAAAAGGAAGCCGAAGAGAAAGUUGAGGGGGACAUACCCUGGAAAGUUAACAGUUUGGUUGGGUUGUUUGGGGGUGAAAGGAAGGAAGAAAAAGUGAAAAGGAUUGUGAAACCGAGGAGAGAGUCCGGGGAGGUAACAGCUUUGAAGGAUCUUUCGGUUUUUGUUGAGGCUUUCGUUAGGUAUUUGUUUUCAAUAGGGUAUUUUCACAAAGCUAAUUUCUUGGAGGACAACAAGUUGGAUUUUGGGCACUUUGAUAAUAAUUAUGCUAGAGGUUUUAUCAAGUUUUCUGCUUACGAGUUUGCUAAAGAUCAUCAAGAGAUUGCAAAAUGGCUGUCGGGCACACGCUUGAAGAAAGUCGCGGCCUUUGGCUGCCCUUCCCUGGAUAAAACCAAUGUCUUUGCUGCUAAGAGAUUGCGAAAAAUCUUUAAAAUUCAAGAAGGCACUGUUUGCAGUCGAUGCGUGUUAAAGGAUUCGUGCAGGUAUGCUAAUGAGGGUGUGUGGGGAAUUACAACAAAGAGUUUGCUUCUGGUCGAUGUCAUGAAGGUUAUCAUUUUAUAUGCCUUAGACCAAGUGCACCCCGAAGCUCAGAGUUCCGGAGGAAGUACGGGAUUCAACCAGCAAACUGCUGGAGGAGGCUACAAAGCUAAGUCAAACAUCAUGACAGAGGCUUCUAAAAUGUACCUACGGGUACUUGGGGUGAACUCGGCUGUAACUUAUUCACUAUCAUUUUGGCUGCUUACAUCGAUUCGUUUCGGAUCACUGUUACAGGAUAUGGAUAUGAUUGCAAGGAAUGCGGAUAAAGUUUUGUUGGUGGAAUCGAUGAUCUCACUGUCACAGCUGGUUUUGCAUUCAGAUAUACAUCCCACCGAUGAUUCUCAUUUCAGCGGUAAUUAUAAGCCGUAA
Messenger RNA from Hibiscus syriacus, 1158 nucleotides. RefSeq lists its product as uncharacterized. The record is from RefSeq and is a predicted model, not a curated record. Gene Ontology annotation, molecular function: mRNA binding. The transcript has 4 exons. The coding region runs from base 1 to 1158 and encodes 385 amino acids. Gene Ontology annotation, cellular component: cytoplasm. NCBI's taxonomy places the organism in Eukaryota, Viridiplantae, Streptophyta, Magnoliopsida, Malvales, Malvaceae.